AAAAUGUCCAGUAUCUUCUUAUUCCUAUUAUUAUUGGUUGCUAGUAAUGAAGGAGCAACAGGAGGAGGAGUAUGUACUGAAGGAUUCAUGGACUUGAGUCUACUAGUAGCUAAAGCAGCUACACCAGUUGGUUCACUAGCUGAUAAUACUUUAGCUGAGGACAAUGAAGGAAGAUGGCUCAUUGCCUUUGAUACAUUCAAUUGUAGUACUGCUACUGUGACUGAAGUUCUUCUUGGAGUUGAUAUCAGAUCAGUAUAUGGAAAUAGGAACAAGUAUCCUAGCAUUGAGGCAUGGUAUUAUGAUGGUAGUUCUACUUACCAAAAAGUACUUACUCUUCCUAUUGUACUGUCUCCUGAUAAUGUCACUACAAAUGGAUUAUAUCGUUACAUUCUUCCUACUCCUAUUAGUGUAAGUGGCAGUAAUCGUGAUAAUUACAGACUAGGAGUGUAUCAACCUGAAGAUGAUUCAAGUGUUGUUAGACUUUACAAUGCAACCACUAGCAGCACAGAAAGAGUUGGAAGGAUAAGAGCAGACUCCAUUAGCGAGUCAAAUAUCAGAGUAACUGGUUCAAAUAGAGAAGCUGAUUUUCAGAAUACAAAUAAUGUCUUUAUGCUACGUCUAAACACAAAUCCACCGAAUU
This is a messenger RNA of Amphimedon queenslandica, 640 nucleotides long. RefSeq lists its product as uncharacterized. The annotation marks the transcript as partial. The record is from RefSeq and is a predicted model, not a curated record. The transcript has 2 exons. NCBI's taxonomy places the organism in Eukaryota, Metazoa, Porifera, Demospongiae, Haplosclerida, Niphatidae.